Lagopus leucura (white-tailed ptarmigan) is the source of this 3223-nucleotide messenger RNA. Its product is annotated as myosin regulatory light chain 2, smooth muscle minor isoform. The coding region runs from base 120 to 638 and encodes 172 amino acids. The transcript is spliced from 4 exons. Gene Ontology annotation, cellular component: cytoplasm. Gene Ontology annotation, molecular function: calcium ion binding. The record is from RefSeq and is a predicted model, not a curated record. NCBI's taxonomy places the organism in Eukaryota, Metazoa, Chordata, Aves, Galliformes, Phasianidae.
CUUCCUGUGUACCGGUUGGGCGGCGGCCGCUCGCUGUCCGGAAGCGCCGCAGCCGCCGCUUCGCAUCGCCACGCUCUGAGCCGGACCUCGUGCCGUCACCGCCAGAGCCAACUGCCAACAUGUCCAGCAAAAGGGCAAAGACGAAGACCACCAAGAAGCGCCCUCAGCGCGCCACAUCCAAUGUAUUUGCCAUGUUUGAUCAGUCCCAGAUUCAGGAAUUCAAGGAAGCCUUCAACAUGAUUGAUCAGAACAGGGAUGGCUUCAUUGACAAGGAGGACCUGCACGACAUGCUUGCCUCCCUCGGAAAGAACCCAACAGAUGAAUACCUGGAUGCCAUGAUGAAUGAGGCUCCAGGCCCCAUCAACUUCACAAUGUUCCUCACAAUGUUUGGUGAGAAGCUCAACGGCACUGAUCCAGAAGAUGUCAUCAGGAAUGCUUUUGCUUGCUUUGACGAAGAAGCAACAGGGUUCAUUCAAGAAGACUACCUGCGGGAGCUGCUGACCACAAUGGGAGACAGGUUCACAGAUGAAGAGGUAGAUGAGCUCUACAGAGAGGCACCAAUUGACAAAAAGGGCAAUUUCAACUACAUUGAAUUUACACGCAUCCUUAAACAUGGAGCAAAAGACAAGGAUGACUGAGCAAAUCCCUGGACACCUGCAGAUUCUCUCUACUUUACACUUACGUUUAUUUUUGAGGGUGUUUUCCUGGUAGAACUUGUUGCAUGCAUUUAGCUUUACAACUUUUGCCUUUCUUAAUGUAUUUAUCUAUUCCAGGCCAUUUAGGCUCAACUGCACCUAUAUAAUCAGACUGGAAGUGGGGAAAAUAUUGUAAGGAGAAGGAGAUAGGGGCAAAGAUCAGUGAACUUUUAAGUCCAGGAAAAUAAUCUCAAUGUUUCUGGUUUAGCUGGAUUUUUACAUUUUUUUGUAAUAAAUGCCAUUUUGAAAUAAAGAUUGCUAUAUAGAUUUAAAAAAAAAAAAAAAAAAAAGCCACCUCAUUCUUUUGUCGAGAGAAAUUUCUAUUAUGCAUUUACAAUGCAAGUGUGUUAAUCAUAUUUUAUUUGCAGUUGCAAAUCGAGCUGGAAAACCUGAUACUUAUGGUGCUUUGCUGUCAUUGCAUAGUUAUGAGAUGUGUGCAGCAGUAUAUACGCUGAUAUUUGAAAAUUCAGCUGUUUAAAUGUUAUCUCAGGUUUUUAUAGUGGAUCUGACUGAUGUGAGUAGUUAAUCAAAGAUGUGUUUAGGGAAGACUGUUACAAUUGCCUAAUAGCCAGCAGAGAGCACUUGGGAUUCCUAGGAUCCUAUUCCUUAGGAUUCCUAGGAAAUCAAUGAGGCAGUGCCUGUGCUGGCAGUAGUAAACAGCAGUGCUUGUCCAGAAAACCUACAUAAAGCCUUAUUGUUCUGCAGAUUAAUGCCUUUGAGAAUGACAGUGCUGAGAAUUAACUUGGCAAAACCAUAUCCAAGAUAAAGCCCUUUCACUUCUUAAAUGAUCAUAAAUUUUCUUCAUUUACCUUGAUACUGAUAAAAUGGCUUUCAGGCAAGCAAGAUUCAUUCAAACAGAAGCAGCUGACUUCAAUACUGAGAAAACAGAGUUCAUUCUCUCAGGUCUCCAAAUGACCACAUCCUUUCAUUUGUCUCCUUUUUUUCCUGGCAACUUCAAGCUAAAAGGUGGAAGGGGAAUUUGUCUUGCCAACAUAAUUACCAACUGAAGUUAAGAUCUCUUAUCAAAGAAACUAUUCCCUGAGCUGUUUCACAUUAUUUAAAUGACCCAAAAGAAUAGGAACUUUAGCUUAGGGGCUUGUAAAGGCUGGGCCAGCAUGAAAUGCCCCAGGGUGCAAAUGUUUGUCCAGUUUCCCUUGUGGUAUGGAAGGCUUGCCUUCUGCUCUGGUUUGUAUUGGGAUGGUGGCAGUUCUUGAAAAUGCUCUGGCUCUGUUAGUAUUCCUAACUAAAUAAGUCAGUAUUACAAAGUACGUUCAGUAAAAAUACUUUGAUGUUCAUUCCUGGGUGGUUUCUUCCACUUCUGUGCUUAAUUAUAAUUGGUUUGUAACUACUGCUUUCCUAUUUCCAUUUUAUCUACCUGUCACUUUGCCUCAGUUUGUUUCUUCCUCCUACCCAGACCAUGUGCUUCACUAUACUACCUUAGAGUGCCACAGCUGCUCUUUUCCUCAAAAGAUUGUCCUUAUACUAUUUCCUUCCUCUUGAGUAUGGUUGCUAUGGUGUUUCUCCGUGGAAUGCCUGAAUGAGUCUACCAAAACUGACUUAUUUUCAGUUUUCUUUUAUUCAGAGGCAGUUUUGUGUCAGAAUUUUCACCUGCAAUGCUGCUGUCACAGAGGAAGUGUUGAGAUGAAGGAAACAUUGUAUUGUUGAAAUGUUGCUAUAUAAUAUUAAACUGAGGAGCAGUUAGGCUGUCACUUUGGUCCAAUCUUGUCAUUCAAUAUUAUGUGUAUGUACAGAAGCCUGCAUUAAGGAUAUACCUUCAUUUUGUUGGCGUUUGUUGUUGGUUUUGUUUUUUUUUUAACUCUGGCCAAAUGGUUUAAGAUUUGGAAGAUGUUUUCUCUUCUAUUAGAAACAGCAAGUCUCUGAGCCAUUAUUUUCCUCAUCUCAUCAUCUUAGUAAAUUUUAGGUGUUGGUAUGCUGGGCUCAGUAAGCAAAGAAACCACUUGAAUUUUUCUGCUGGAAAUAAGUUUUGAAAUAGCGAUUUUACAGUUCUAAAUAAAAUCUAUGUAAAAGGGAACCUUGUAUCCUCCUUGAGAGGAAGUUGUUAACCUAAAGUCUGCUGCUGUUAAUUUCUCAAGAGCCAGGCUAACAGGAGAGCGAAGCUGUUUAGUUCCUUGUUGCAGUGUGUGGGUGUUGUGCUGUUGGCCAGUUUUUCUGAUGGGGGUGGCCACAGGAAAAUGUAUUGUGAGAAUACUUGCUUAGGAAGACAUGUUAUUGAGGGAGAAUUUCCAAGCAUUUUCAAGUACAGCUACUGCUGACCAUCCACAGCCACAUUUCCCUACAAUUCUUGUUGUACUAUGGGAGACCAGUCAACUUGCAACUGGGUGCAAAAUUCUUAACCACUGGGAGGCCAUGAAUAAAUCCAGCCACGAGACCAUAUAAGAGCAUCAGAUGCAUUUUGUAGUUAGGCAGCAAGGAAUGUUGAGACAGCUGAGGUUGCAUGCCUAGGGCUGGAGGGAUGUGUCAUCAAUAAUCCGCUUCCAAAAAUAAAAAUAACUUUGGUUGUUGAAGUA